Molecule: messenger RNA, 222 nt
Organism: Penicillium cataractarum
Lineage: Eukaryota; Fungi; Ascomycota; Eurotiomycetes; Eurotiales; Aspergillaceae
Exons: 1
Coding region: 1-222 (73 amino acids)
Source: RefSeq, a predicted model, not a curated record
AUGUUCAUCAGUCUGGCGCUCAUGAGACAUGACCCAUUAAUGUCCUCAUCUCAAAAGCUCGCCCAAGCACGUGUUAUCGCGCAGGAAUCGACGAUAAAUGCGCUGCUGAUUACCUCUGUUAUGGAAUUCUUUGAAAUGAUGAAGGGACACGGAAAGUACGAGAAAAUAAUAAUCAUUCAUCCUGGAGAACGGCACCACGAGGAUUCUGAGAAUGAUGGCUGA